AUGUUUCAGCUGUCGGGUGAGGACCCAAUCGACCAGCACCAAGGGCCGCCUGACUCGGAUGAGGACAUGUCUGACUCGGAUGAGGACCCAACCGACCAGCACGAAGGGACGUCUCACUCUGACCAGGAACCGCCUCGUAUAGAUCCACUACACCAAGAGCUCUCGCCAGACGAAGUGAUCGCAUUAAUAUCCGCCUCAUUCCCUGGUCUCUCCCCAGCAUCGCCGGACAUUGCAGAGCUGUUGAGAUCUAUCAAAACGCACAUGCAGACUGUGCCACCUCUGCACAUCCCUGAGAUCCUGGAGUCGCCGUCCACAUGGCCCGCUACAAAUGCCAUCGUCGACGCCCUCUGGGCAGAGGCGUCACAUGAUGAAUGCAGAAUCACCUUACCGUCGACCCCUACAGUAGGACUAGAUAUGCGCCCGGAUUACCUGGUGAAGCCGUUCGGGUCGCCGGAAGACCCGCUGAUGGUCAUGAGCUCUUACCCGACAAGCGACCCGACAAGCGACCCGACAAGUUCACUUCACAUGUCGUAUGGGACACUGAACGACAUGUCCAACAAGUCCAUCGCUGUGCUAUUGAUCAAACUCGGAUACAACGUCGCCAAUGUUCGCACAACCGGCGUGUUCAUGGUGGACGUCUUCUCCCGACGCCUCGACAGAAAGCGGAUGAUUGGUCUCUCUGAAAAGGUCCUCGACAGCGUACCCAGCCAGCUUCGCCUUUAUUGGCAGACUUUCGCGUUUAUCUGUCUCGACAAGUCCACCGCUCCAGUUCUCUUGUUAGCAGGAGGGACAGCGUUCCGGGACUAUUGCCAGUAUCUAAAAGAGCGAGGCAGGACAGCAAAGGUCCUAUAUUUGUCCGGCACCCAACGCUACAAAGCAGAAAUCCCGGCAGCAAUGCUAGAGUACUACGACAACAGCCCAACUACAGUUCGUCGUAUCGCCAUCAUCACGUUCCACCCCGAGCGCUUCGCAAGAGAAAAGAGUAAUACAAAGUCAAGCCGAGACGACGACAUCGCGAUCCGCGAACGCCUAAUUGAUUAUGCCCUAAUCAUUCUAUACGGGCAGCCCAACGUCCAGGGCUUCCUCUCCACAUGCGCAUACCACUUCAACCUCCGUUCAGGAGCGCUCGUACGGAAGGACAUCAUCGCCAAAGGAGGGAGCGCUCUGUCCUCAUAUCUCAAGCUACCUCUAACGCUUAAGGAUCCGCUGGACACAUUCCGUACCGCCAUGAAGACGAUUAAGAUGCCAUUGUCCAAAGACGCCAUUGCGAGGAUAAGUGUGCUCGCCAUGGAUGCCGAUAAGGCACUCGAUUGGCUCGACCGCCCAGAACUCCAAGCCAUCUAUGGGCCCUACGUCGCAACCUACAAGGCGUCUGUAAUACAGACAGAGGAUAUGAGAGUAAGGCGGGGUCUGAAGCAGGUAGAGAAAGUCGAAGGCAGGCACAAGAGUGAAGAUCAGCGUAAGAGUCUAAGAAAGGCUUUGGACGACGAAUUUGGACCCCCAGCUAAGCGGCACCAGAGCGUUUUCGAGCAAGACCAACGGCGACGACUAUAUACUCAGAAGUUCUAG
This is a messenger RNA of Alternaria incomplexa, 1569 nucleotides long. RefSeq lists its product as uncharacterized. Lineage: Eukaryota; Fungi; Ascomycota; Dothideomycetes; Pleosporales; Pleosporaceae. The transcript has 2 exons. The coding region runs from base 1 to 1569 and encodes 522 amino acids. The record is from RefSeq and is a predicted model, not a curated record.